Ipomoea triloba (trilobed morning glory) is the source of this 4047-nucleotide messenger RNA. RefSeq lists its product as uncharacterized. The coding region runs from base 117 to 3563 and encodes 1148 amino acids. The transcript has 4 exons. Lineage: Eukaryota; Viridiplantae; Streptophyta; Magnoliopsida; Solanales; Convolvulaceae. The record is from RefSeq and is a predicted model, not a curated record.
CGGUACUCUACUCACCAAACAAAUUGACAGUGAGAAUUCAGUAAAGCAGAAAUCCAUUCUUUUCUAGUCAAAUACUCAAAGGAGAAAGGUUGUUUGAAGCUGAUAAAGGUGCUGAUAUGGCUAAGAAGUCUAGCCCAUCAUGGCAAUCUGGGCUUCCAACAAGUAAUACUGAAAAAGAUGAACCUCGGAGAAAAGCUCCAGAUUCACAUGAUAAUAGGCGUGUGCGCUCUCAUUUUCUUUCUGGAGGAUCCAGGUUAAAAGAUAAACAUAAAUAUGAAAAAGACAAGAAUAUCUCUCGCAAAAGGCCGUACCAUUCAAGUGGUAUGAAAGAUUUGCCUUCAAGUUUUCGUUACAGUGAUUCCAGACUGCCAAAUGAUAGUAAUGCUGAAAAUUACGAACCUACUCCUAAGAAGAGAACUUCUGAUUCAGAUGGCUAUGUGAACUCUUCUUCCGGUAUGCAUUCCUGGGAUGCCAUGCUGCAAAAGAGAAGUAAUGUUCAAGAAGACAAACAUAUGCCUGAGGAAAAAGGUUCUGGUGCAAGUAAUUGUGUGGACUCCUGGCAGAAAAAACAGAAAGUGAAUACUGAUGAUGGCAAAGAUAUGCCUGAGAAGAAAGGUUCUGCUUCAGGUGACUGUUGGAAUACUCAUUCCAAUCUGCCUUCUUGGGACCCCUGGCUACAGAAGGAAACAAAUGCUGAUAAAGGCAACAAUAAGCAUGAGAAAAAUAUUUCCACUUCAGGUGACAUCUGGAACUCUCAUUCUAGUUGGCCUUCGUGGGACUCCUGGCUGCAAAAGGAUACUAAUGCUGACAAAGGCAAAGAUAUGAAUGACAAAACAUGUUCUGCUUCACAAGACCGUUGGAACUCCCAUUCCAGUUGGCCUUCCUGGCCACAAAAGAAAAGUGGUGCUGAAGACUCUAAACACAUGUCUCAAAACAGGGUUUCCGGUUCAGGUGAUCAUGUUAGAUCACAUUGUCAUAGGCCUCCUUGGAAAUCAAGAUGGGAUAAGAGUAGUGAUUUCAGAAUGGAUAAAGCUUUGGUUCAUGAAGGAGGUCACAAUUCUAGUAAUGGAGCUUCUAGACAGCUUUCUCCAAGAUCCAGAUUGCCGGUUAAAACUAUUGCUAAAGAAACCAAUGAUAGUACUUGGAAAAGUUCAAACAGUUCUUCUGAUUAUUUGCAACUUUCUUCAAGUAGGCAUGGUUGGAAAUCUGAGCUACAAAUAAGAAGUAAUGUUGAAGGACUAAAAAACAUUCUUGAAGAAAGGUCAUCUACGGUGAUUAAGAGCCUCAAAGAGGAUGGCUUAAAGGCAGAGGUUUCCUCAACUAAAGCUGGCUUAAAGGCAGAGGUUAGCUCAACUAAAGCUGGACCUCAGAAAAGGGGACAAAGCUCAGCAGAUGGUGCAAAACUGCAUUCUGAAGGGCCUAACUGGGAAUCUAGGCUACAAAGUAGAUGUUAUAAGGGAGAUUCUACAGAUAGCCCUGGCAAUUCCAGUAUAUGGGAAGGGAGCAAUGAAGAUGUAGCAAAUAUGAAACCUAAUAACUUGAUUCCUAACACAAUUGAUCUUUCUGGUUCUUCCGAUUGUGCUGGUUGGGAGGUGAAAAAGAGAAGUAAUGUUGAAAAUACUAACAACAGGUCUGUGGAAAGAGCUGAAACCAAAGUGUGUCCUAGGGAAUCCCUGCAAGAGAGAAGUGACAGUACUGGUGGAGAUAAAGAUGGACUACUGAAAGGAGCAUACAAUUCAAUUGGUGUUGCAGAAUCUCCUUGUGCUUUGCCUCAAAAUUCUAAUGUGCAGAAAAGUAAAGAUCCAAAAGAAGUCAAAAAUAGAUUCAGAAAAAAAGCAGUUGAUUCGUGUGAUCAUCCUCUUAGGAAUUUGGAGGAGCAAAGAGUAGAGGAUGCACAUGAGGCUAGAGAUGUGCAUAACAAAGGAGUAAGCAUUGGCCUAGAUAGUCAAGAAUGUACUAAUGAAGUGGGCUUUGACAAAAUUGAUGGUGAAGGAUUGCCUCAUGGGAGGGUUUCUUGGGAUUCCAGAACACAGAUACCAAAGGAUGGACUUCUAGAAGUAUCUACAUCUACUCCGAUGAAAGGAAAUGAUACUUCUACUCUGAGGGCCUUCAACAUGAUUGAUGCUGCAGAGUUGCCUUCUGAUAGGACUUCUGGAGAAUUGAGAAUAAUGCAGAGAGGCACGGAACAAGUAAAGGAUGGAUCUAAUGAAAAAUUGCCCAACAGAAUUGACAGUACUGAGUUGCAAUCUAGUUGGUAUUCUCACGAACCCGACGUGCAAAUAAGAAGCAAUCUAGAAGAACCAAAGGGUGGAUCUAAUAAAAAAGAAUCCAAUAGAAUUUACAGUACUGAGUUGCAAUCUAUUUUGCAUUCUCGUGAAUCAAACAUGCAAAGAACCAAUUUAGAAGAACCAAAGGCCCAACCUAAUGAAUCACAUGUUCAAAGGAAAGGCACCCUAGAAGAACCAAAGAACAUACCUGAUGAGAGGACAUUUAAAGGAACUAAUGGUGCUGAUUUUCCAUCUAUGUUGCCCUGUGUUGAAUCAAAGCUGCAAAGGAGCAUAUCUGUUGAAGAAAUUGAAGUUUCACCCAGGGAACAAACAUCUGAUCCAACACAUGGUGUACAGUUUCCUUUCAUUUCUGUGAACUACAUGCAAAAAGGAAAUAUGAGGGCAUCUGAAAUAACUGAUGGUGCAGAAUUUCCUUCUACAUCACCUUGCAAGGAUUUAAGGUUACAAAGAAGCUUUGCUGCCAAAGAAAUUAAAGUUUCAUCAAGGAAAGAAGCUUCCAAUUUAGUUCAUGAUGUAGAGUUUCCUUUCAUUUCUAGGGGUUACAAGCUGCAAAAAGGAAGUGAUGAAGAUGCUAAAGAUAUACAUGGUGAAAAAGCAUCUAAUUUGAUUGUUGGCUCUACAUUUCCUCUUAAUAGACCAGUUCUGGAAUUGGAGGUUGAAAGUAAAAGAAAUACUGAAGGUGGAGAUAUAGUUGAAGGAAAGGUUGCAGUUCCAAUCAGUCAGUCGACUACUCAAAUUCGAGAUUUCAAUGUUCUUUCUUGUUCUAAAGAUUUCAAUGAGAUUGCACACUGCAAUCGUCUCCACAUUUCACAUGGUAUUUUUACUCGCUCUCAAAAUUGUCCUGCAGAAAAAGAUAUCUGGAUGGGAAGCUUCAAGGUGACUGAUAUUGCUUCAGUUGUCAGAUUCUAUGAAGGAUUAACAGCUCAUCCAUCUUCCAAAGUUUGUCGUAGAGCUUAUGAGUUCGCAAAAAAGAUGCCAUCAACUGUGGAUUUUCUGAUCCAUCCUCGAUGUAAUUACUGGCCACUGAUUUUUGAGGGCUGUCCUGAUACAAAUGAUAUUGCUUUGUACUUCUAUCCAAGGAAUAAGGAGGCAAAAAACUGUUACAGCUCCUUGUUAAGGUUCAUUGACAACAAGGAUUUGAUGCUAAGGAGUCAAAUAGGUCAUGUUGAGCUUUUGGUUUUUCCCUCAAGAUUGUUAGAUGUGAGAUGUCGGACAAUAGAAAAUCAGUACUUUUUCUGGGGAGUUUUUCACACCAAAAGUAAAAAAAAAAAUUGAUUGGUUGAAUGCUCAAGCCUGUUCUUCAUCCUGCAGUGGAUGGAGGAAUGUCCAAUGGAAGACCAAUUUGGAUCUGGCAGCCGGACAAAUCCCAGAAUUGAUUAAUCAGAUGCAUCUGUGCAUAGUAGAUCUCAGCCUUGCCAAAUUCUAUAUAUAACAAAUACAAAUGGCGCGACUAAACUUCCCGAAGCUCACCAGAAGCCUCGCCCUUCUCUUGAGGAUAUCCUCCCUCAUCCUUUCCGUCAUCCCUGAAGCCAUGAAUGCAGCAGCUUGUGAUUAGCUGUGUUCUUGGAGGGCAGUUUGUUCUCGUCUGGCAAGUCUGAAUCCUGUCUAUGCAUCACUGCUAUUAGUUUCUGGUUUUCAUGUUUAACAACUUUGUCAUUCUAUCCUGUAUCCUUUAUUAUAGGCUUUUGUGUGCUGCUGUAAUGUUUGUUUGCAUUGGUCCUUAAUAUUUCUUUAAUGAAUUCUUGUAUCUUCUCCCGGA